Jatropha curcas is the source of this 1255-nucleotide messenger RNA. RefSeq names its product putative CCR4-associated factor 1 homolog 6. The record is from RefSeq and is a predicted model, not a curated record. Gene Ontology annotation, cellular component: CCR4-NOT complex. Gene Ontology annotation, molecular function: nucleic acid binding; poly(A)-specific ribonuclease activity. NCBI's taxonomy places the organism in Eukaryota, Viridiplantae, Streptophyta, Magnoliopsida, Malpighiales, Euphorbiaceae.
CUGUAGGCCGUUUCACAUUUCACAGUCUGUUAUCUGGAAACUGUUUUUUCUUCAUUUGCUUCUCUAUAUAAGAAGAACCUCCGCCCCUCCACUAAUUCAAGUAAAAUCCUUGCUACUUUAUCCCAAGAAAGCUCUAGAAAAUUAUUCUUUUUCCCUUAAAAUAAUCUUCUUUCUUGUUCCAAGAACACGAGAGAAUCACUUUCACAUCCAAAGGUUCUUGGUCGUGGAGCUGGGUUUUUCUUCGUCUGUUACUCUUACCUUUUGUGUUUCACAUUGCAAAAAUGUCGAGUGAUUCAAUAACUAUCAGAGAAGUAUGGAAUGAAAAUCUUGAAGAGGAGUUCAAACUCAUUAGUAACAUAAUCGAUCAUAAUCAUGAACAGAAGUAUGUAGCUAUGGAUACUGAGUUUCCUGGGCUGGUUGUCGGUCGAAAUCAAAACCUCAAUAAUCUUGAUCCUGACGCGCGUUACCAGAUACUUAAGAAAAAUGUUGAUCACUUAAAAUUGAUUCAAUUAGGACUUACAUUUUCUGAUGUCAGCGGAAACUUAGCCACUUGUGGAACAGGAAAGAUCUGUUCAUGGCAAUUCACUUUUCGCGAGUUUGACAUUCAUAACGAUCCGCAUAGUAAGGAGUCUAUUGAAUUGUUAACUGAGAGUGGAAUCGAUUUUGGAAGGAAUCUUGAAUUGGGUGUUGAUGCUGAGAGAUUCCGUAGCUUGCUAAUGACUUCAGGUGUUAUGUCGAAUCCUAGUUUUAAAUGGGUUGUAUUUCAGGGUGCAUAUGAUUUUGCGUAUUUGUGUAAGUUGCUUUCUGGCAAGAGUAAUCUACCCGAAUCCCGAGCAGAGUUCUUAGAGUUGAUGAAGAAGUAUUUUCCGGUGAUUUAUGAUAUUAAGUAUUUGGCAAAAAUAUGCAGCAUUCAUAGUGGGUUGGGAAAUCUGGCAACGUCGCUUGAUGUGGAGAGGGUUGGUACUGCUCAUCAGGCCGGUUCAGAUAGUUUGCUUACUUGUCGUACAUUCUGGGCAUUCAUAGGGAAAUACUUUGGUGGCUCACUGCCGGUGCAACAUGCCGGAAAGGUGCACGGCAUUGGUGAAAAUUGACAGUAUGCUCAUUGAUAGAUAGGGACAUUCUUUAAUGGCUCACUGGAUAACUAUGCCGGAGUUUUGUUUGGCCUGUGAUAUGUAAGUUGACAGAAUAUACUCAUUGAUAGAAAGGCUACAAUACAAUUCAUAAUAUGAAAAUAAACAUACACAAGUUUUUGUUA